Strongylocentrotus purpuratus (purple sea urchin) is the source of this 1396-nucleotide messenger RNA. RefSeq names its product thyrotropin-releasing hormone receptor-like. Gene Ontology annotation, cellular component: plasma membrane. The coding region runs from base 347 to 1396 and encodes 349 amino acids. The transcript is spliced from 5 exons. Gene Ontology annotation, molecular function: G protein-coupled receptor activity. Gene Ontology annotation, biological process: G protein-coupled receptor signaling pathway. The record is from RefSeq and is a predicted model, not a curated record. NCBI's taxonomy places the organism in Eukaryota, Metazoa, Echinodermata, Echinoidea, Camarodonta, Strongylocentrotidae.
AGCGUUGAGUGAACAUCUAUGGGACGGGGAGAAGGCAAAAGGAAAGUUGCUUUUGCAGUCAUUCAGAUAGUUAGACCUACCUGGAGUUGUGUUGCCAGCUGCGUGUGUUGGGAUUGAAUAGAACUUUCAAGACUUGUUUUAGAUUGCGUUGUCGUAACAAGUUGGAAUUAUCUUCCCCGGCGUGACUUGUUGGAAUUAUUUGUCUAUCUGGAUUGCUAGUCGAAACUGUCUUGUUAGUGGUUCUCGACUGGAUCUGAUCCAUAUACCUUCUUCACGACGAGACUAACACUUUGACGAAAAAGUAAAAUUUAUCUGCCGUUAACCAUAGUCUGGUCGACCAGUCGCCAUGACGGGGCCAGCUUACGCCCCGAAUGAUGCAGCCGGAGAAGGAGUGGCUGGCAGUGCGUCGGAUAGCCUCCUGGCAAGACUUUCAUCCAGCCCUGCUCCCAGCGGCAUGCCGACGUCCCAGUCGGAUAUUGAUUAUAAUGAUGCAAACGAAACGAGCUACUACUAUGAUGCUGGCUUUGCAAAAGCGGUAAACAUCACAUCUUUCACGAUCUAUGGCAUCAUCAUCGCCAUCGGCCUGGUCGGAAACCUGGUCGUCAUCUUCAGCAUUCUUCGCACCUACCGUCGUAUCUCCUUCACCUCCAUGAUGCUGUGCAGUUUGGCCUUUGCCGAUCUCCUCUUCGCCGCCGUCUUCAUCCCUAUACAGCUCUACAGCAGCUACCAUGGCAGCUGGCAAUUCGGGUUCAUCGGCUGCUAUAUGGUGGCUUUCCUCUGGUUCCUCGGUCCGGCUUCUUCGGCGAUAAUGCUGCUCGUCAUUAGCGCUGAAAGGUACAUUGUCAUCAUCCACCCGCUACAAGCCAAAGUUUUGCUCACGAAAAAGAUGGGGUUGAUUAUCGUGAAUGUGACGUGGCUAAUAGCGAUUCUCUUGUCAUUAGUUUCGAUACCAUUCACAUCAUAUUCCGUUGUUGAUUAUGGGGGCGAACUUUACAACGUGUGCAAUCGGGAAACAACAACGUACACCGGCACGGUACUUAAGAUAAGCUUCUUCAUAGGGGUACUCUACGGCCUCCCCCUUAUCGGCAUGCUCUUCUGCAACAUCCGGGUAAUCAUAACCCUCCAUCGUAGCAGCCGUGUCACGCGAACCAUGCAGAGCGUGAAUCUCACCAAGGGCGUCUACAACAACGGCGUUCGGAGCUCGAAAGGCGGGGCGACCAGUACGGGAAGACUGAGCUGCGGCAUGGAAUCGGAGAUCAGCACCGUGGUCUCGCACGGCGGAACGAGCACCGGACCGAGUGGGGAUGCGACGUCCAACACGAAAGGCGGUGGGAAACGUAAAAGUAGGAUGCAUUCAACUCUGCAGGAGAGAAAGCGGGUAAGAUGUAUUCAAUAA